This is a messenger RNA of Colletotrichum lupini, 270 nucleotides long. RefSeq lists its product as uncharacterized. The record is from RefSeq and is a predicted model, not a curated record. NCBI's taxonomy places the organism in Eukaryota, Fungi, Ascomycota, Sordariomycetes, Glomerellales, Glomerellaceae. The coding region runs from base 1 to 270 and encodes 89 amino acids. The transcript has 2 exons.
AUGAAAAAAGUGUUUUGGCGGAGUGCCUCUUGCAGUCUGCCGUGCGCUCGGACAGAUUUGGCACCGACGGAACGACUCAUGCAGGCUUCAGGGGCGCUGUUGGUUGCGAAGGUUUCUGUUGCCAACCUCAUCUCGACAUUACCAACAGCCGACAUGUUUGAUGGUGGUGCUCCACAGCAGACUUCCACAACGUCUAGUACUUCCAGGUCGCACAAGGCCUCUUCAUUUCUACCAAGAAAUCAUAGACAGGCAGGCGCAUGGGGAACAUAA